AUGAGCACAACUAUAGUAUCACGGCGUCUUCGCAUUGGAAUCGACGUUGGUGGGACUAACACAGACGGUGUCCUUAUUGAUCCCCUCUUGAGCUCAGCGCCUGAUCGUGGAAUCAUUGCAUGGCACAAAGAACCGACAACGGCGAACCCAAGUAUCGGUAUUAACAAUGCACUCACUACGAUGCUCAGCUCAAGCUCUGUCCGCCCUCACGAAGUCGCAAGCGUGACUAUAGGGACAACACAAUUUGUGAAUGCUGUCGUUGAGAGAGAUGCUGCGAGACUGUCACGGGUUGCUGUGAUUCGUCUCUGCGGACCCUUCUCGAAGCAUAACUUGCCAUGUGUCGACUGGCCUGAUGACAUGAGAGAGCUUAUCCUGGGUCACCAUGCCCUGGUACAUGGCGGACUGGAAGUUGAUGGCCGUUUGAUAUCCGAUAUUGAUCCAGACGAGAUCAAAACGCAGUGCUUGAUUAUUAAACAAAAAGGGAUUAAUAGUGUGGUUGUCGUCGGUAUUUUCAGUCCUAUUGAUACAGUGGAACGACAAGAAGAGCGAGCGGCAGAUAUAAUCAAAACUGAAAUACCCGGCUGUGAUGUUGUGUGCUCCAAGGAGGUUGCCAAUCUUGGCUUUCUCGAAAGAGAAAACGCAGCUAUUCUCAACGCCUCCAUUCUGCCUUUUGCCCGAACCACCAUUCGAUCUUUUCACGAACCGGUUAAGAGGCUAGGCCUGGAUUGUGCAGUGUUCAUCACUCAGAAUGAUGGCACUGUCCUGUCUGGCGAGCUUGCUGCUCGUUUACCGAUCCGAACUUUCUCAAGCGGCCCUACCAACAGUAUGAGAGGAGCUGCUUUCCUUGUGCAAGGCGACCUGGACGAAGCCAUGAUGGUUGUUGAUAUUGGGGGAACCACAUCUGAUGUCGGAAUUCUACUGGAGAACGGCUUUCCUCGUCAACAGGCAGCUUACAGCGAUCUUUCGGGAGUUAGGAUGAACUAUUCUUGUCCCGAUAUCAAGAGCAUCGGUCUCGGCGGAGGUUCUAUCGUACGAAUAGACAGUAGUGUCUCUGUUGGGCCAGAUAGCGUUGGAUAUAAACUCCCGGAGGAAGCAGUUGUAUUUAGAGGAAAUGUUCUUACAGCAACCGAUUGCACUGUCCUAACAAAUCCAGAGCUGAAGAUUGGCGACCCAGCCCUCAUGAAAGGCGCUCUUUCGGAGGAUCAGCUCACGAAGGUUAGCGUGACAAUCAAACAGAAGCUAGAAAAGGUUAUCGACACUAUGAAGACAUCACCCAAAGACAUACCAGUUAUUCUGGUGGGAGGUGGAGCUGUCAUUGCUCCCGAUGAGCUCAGGGGCGCGAGCAAGGUUAUUAAACCGCAGUGGUCACAGGUCGCCAAUGCUAUUGGCGCUGCGAUAGCAAGAGUGAGUGCGGUUGUGGAUACAGUUCAGUCGACGGUAUCCAAAUCGACGAAUGAGUGCCUUGAUGAGGUUAGUCGGGCUGCCGUUGAAAAGACGGUUGAGGCUGGAGCUCUAAGAUCGACUGUUAAAGUUGUUGAGAAGGAAGUUUUCCCGCUCCAGUAUAUUGAAAACAAAACUCGUUUUGUUGUUCGGGCGACUGGAGACUUCGAUUUCUCGAAAGAAGUAGUUGCCCCUGAAUCUCAGGCUGAGCACGGAGACCACCAAAACAUGGGACACGAUGAGAAGAAUACUAAGAACACAGGCCGGAAGCAUAAUAAACAACAAGAUGGGGAUUUUGAUAUCCUUUCAUACCGUCCCGAUGUGAGAAACCGAACUUGGUAUGUUUCUGAAAGGGAUGUAUCAUGGAUCGCAAUAGGUUGCUAUAUUCUUGGUACUGGAGGCGGCGGUAGCCCCUACGGUCUGAUGAUACGACUACGAACUCAGUUACGCAAUGGCGCGAUAAUCAGAGUCGUCAAUCCUGAAGAUCUUCCAGACGAUGCACGAGUUGGUUGUGGUGGUGGAGCAGGGAGUCCUACCGUGGCGAUCGAGAAGCUAGCUGGUGAUGAGCUACUCGAAGCUCAGCAAGAAUUGUACAAGAUGUGCAAUACUUCCGCUACUCACAUGAUAUCUGUUGAAGUCGGGGGCGCCAACGGACUGAGCGGGUUGUUGCUUGGGUCAAGUGAUCAGAUGGACAUCCCUACAGUUGACGGAGACUGGAUGGGGAGAGCAUAUCCCACAAAAUGGCAAACAACACCUGUCGUUUUCAAGGAAAGGGACACUAUCUGGUCACCCAUCGCCGUGAGCGACGGUAACGGCAACGUGCUCGUCAUGCCCAAAGCAUCCUCCGACGAAGCUGUGGAGCGUAUCAUCCGCUCUGCCUUGAGUGAGAUGGGCUCCCAAGUUGGCGCCGCAGAUGCACCUGUCACAGGAGAAGAGACAAAACGCUGGGCUGUCGAACAUACGCUGUCACAGUCCUGGAGAAUAGGUCGUGCCGUAGCUCGGGCGCGGAAAGAGAACCGCGUAGACAAUGUCGCCGAAACAAUCAUUGAAGAGUGUGGCGGCCCAGGAGCGGGCAAGGUUCUGUGGAAAGGCAAAAUUAUUGGCGUGGAAAGAACUUUGAGAAAUGGGCAUGUUUAUGGCGAGUGUCUCAUUGAAGGGGCUGAUGUUCGCGAUGAACAUAUGGCUUCAGGGGAUAUUUCUGAACAGUUCAAGGGGGUUGUCAAGAUUCCCUUCAAGAACGAGAAUAUAGCUGCCCUGAGAGUCCAUCCUGAUCGAAAGGAGGAGCUUCAGGAGGAUAUCCUAGCCAUUGCGCCUGAUUUGGUUUGUGUAAUUGAUGCACAGAACGGAGAGGCAGUUGGGACACCUGAAUAUCGCUAUGGGUUGCUUGUUGUAGUAUUGGGAAUAGCAGCAAGUGACAGGUGGACUGGAACUGAGAGAGGGAUAAAGAUUGGAGGUCCCGAGGCUUUUGGACUCGGCCAUCUCAAGUUUGAGCCUUUGGGGAAGUAUUUCAAACCGAGGAGUGUCAUUGAUGAGUUCGAUAAGUGA
Molecule: messenger RNA, 2985 nt
Organism: Fusarium proliferatum ET1
Lineage: Eukaryota; Fungi; Ascomycota; Sordariomycetes; Hypocreales; Nectriaceae
Exons: 2
Coding region: 1-2985 (994 amino acids)
Biological process (GO): glutathione metabolic process
Cellular component (GO): cytosol
Molecular function (GO): 5-oxoprolinase (ATP-hydrolyzing) activity
Source: RefSeq, a predicted model, not a curated record